Thalassophryne amazonica is the source of this 1239-nucleotide messenger RNA. Its product is annotated as fas-binding factor 1-like. The record is from RefSeq and is a predicted model, not a curated record. The coding region runs from base 1 to 1239 and encodes 412 amino acids. Gene Ontology annotation, cellular component: ciliary basal body; ciliary transition fiber; centriole. The transcript is spliced from 12 exons. Gene Ontology annotation, biological process: cilium assembly; establishment of epithelial cell polarity. Lineage: Eukaryota; Metazoa; Chordata; Actinopteri; Batrachoidiformes; Batrachoididae.
AUGAAAUGGGUUGCCCAAGAGAAAGUCAAACAUCAUGAGUCUGCAGAAGUUAAAGAUUUGCAGGCUCAUAUUGUCCAGCUGGAGGAACAGGUGAAGACUCUGCAGCAAGAACGAGACCAAAAACAAGCGCUGGUCGAGACGAUCCAACAGCAGCACAAACAAGAAAUGGAAGUCAUGGAGAAAGAACAAAGGUCUCUUACACGAUUGGUGGAACAUUUGUCCUCUCAGGUGGAAGAUCUUUCCUCUCAGAAGAACGUCCACAAAGCCACAGUCCAAGACAUGGAACAGAAGAUACGGCAACAAGAUGAACAGCUUCAAAUCAUGGAGGACACUCUGAAGCAGCAGCAGAAAGCCACGUCGGAGGAGAAAGCUUGCUUCAGAGACGUUAUCAGCAGGAUGGACGCUCAGCUCAGCGAACAGCAAAGACAACUUGAGAAGACUCGCAGUGAGAUGACGGCUGAACAGGCCAAGGCAGAAUCAGCCCAAAAGAAGCUUGAAGAAGAGCACCGGGCUUUGAUGCUGCAGAUCAACACAGAGAAGGAGGAGUUAAAAAGAGCUAAGAGCGCAAUGCUUGAGGAGCACCAGUUGUUUAUGCGACGUUGUGCAGAGGACAGGAGCAGGCUGUCUGCUGAGUGGGAGCAGUUCCACACUCGAGAGAAGCAGAGGGGUGAACAGGAGGCACAGGACCAGGCUGACAUGAAGGACCGUGCUGCAAAGCUGAAGCUGAAGGAGACAGCUGUGACACAGGAGAGAGAGACCCUGAAGACCAUCAGAGAGGAGCUGGACAGGGAGAAAGAAAAAAUAGAGUAUACAGCUCUGAGGUUCAAGAUCCGUGUUGAGGAGCUUGAAGCCAUCAGUAAGCUGGCUGAGGAGAACUUUGAGCAAGGAGAGAAAGCACUGCAGGAGGCGAAACGUGUGGAGGCUGAACAUGAGAGCAGACUCCAAAAAAUCUGCUCACAGAGACAACAGCUGAGCCAGCAGCAAGAUCAGUUCCUUCAAGAACAAAUCAGAUUCACCAAACUGCAGAAGGAGACAGCGAGUGUGAGACAGAGAGUUCCAGUUCCUCCUGUAUCACAAACACCACCACCAGCACCUCGUACUUCCUCUGCCAGCCCUCAGCUGAUGGGCAUCAGGGUGAAUCUGACACAGAAGGUCAGUGCAGCAAAGAUCACUGAUGAGUUCAAAGAGGAGAAGAAGUUCCUCGACAGUUUAAAGAAAAAAUCCUACAGAAGAAAAUGA